Mycena indigotica is the source of this 1455-nucleotide messenger RNA. RefSeq names its product Homeobox protein OTX1. The transcript is spliced from 3 exons. Gene Ontology annotation, biological process: regulation of transcription by RNA polymerase II. Gene Ontology annotation, cellular component: nucleus. Gene Ontology annotation, molecular function: sequence-specific double-stranded DNA binding; DNA-binding transcription factor activity, RNA polymerase II-specific. Lineage: Eukaryota; Fungi; Basidiomycota; Agaricomycetes; Agaricales; Mycenaceae. Bases 1 to 1455 code for a protein of 484 amino acids. The record is from RefSeq and is a predicted model, not a curated record.
AUGUCUAAAUCUCGUUCAGCUACGCCCAAACCUAAUCUCCGCGUCCCCGCUACCUCUCAUUCCCCGUCAUCUUCACGAACGCCGACCAACGAUCCUACCACCACCACUGCUGCUGUCUCCCUCACUAGACCUUCAACGAACCCUUCUGGAGAAAUUUCUCCCAUCCACCAGCAGCUUCCCCACGUCCAUUCAUUUGUAUCAUCGCAAACUUCUCCCAAAGACCACCCACGCCCUUCUCCUGAACCUUCCAGUCCACGAAUGGCGAAACGAAUGCGACGUAACUCCCCAGACGAAGAGUCAUCAGACUCAGAGAGCCGACAUGACGAGCACCAGUCCCGCUCCUCAUCCGAAGCUUCACGAUCUCCCCAAGCCCAAGCACCUCUUCCCCUGAAGAAAAAGCGUACAAGGACUCUGACCACGCCCCACCAAUCAGCGGUCCUUCACGCUUUACUUGCUCAGUCGCGAUUUCCGACGACAGCGAUGAGAGAAGAAGUCGGACGUGCCAUUGGGCUCAGCGCACGGAAGGUCCAGAUUUGGUUUCAAAAUCAGCGUCAAAAAGCGCGUCGACCAGGAGCCCAACAGCAGCAGCAGAGCCAGAGCCAUACCCAGAGUGGCGUACUUGCAUCUCAGCCAUACCCGACUUACCCGAAUCUAUUGGCUCCCGUCCCUGGUGCAUUUACUGGUCAACCCCCAUUUAGUGGUGGCUUCCCACUUGGGGCUCUCGACACCUCGCAGGCGCAGUUACUGGGGCCUGGAAUACCAGGCCCUAGUACAACAGCUCCUCGCCAGCGAGGUCGUCCUGUUUUACAUGUCUCUCCUACGGACCACCACCCGCGAGAGCGCCCUUCUUUGUCGCCAUACUCAGCUCCCCCACGUUCACGUUCUGGCCUAGAAGAUUCGUUACCCAGUUUUCGUCCUCGUCAGCAUGAUCCAGCACGAACACUUCCUCCAUUGGAUUUUACUCACCAACCCAUGCGCCGGAGUGAUAUGUCCCCUUCAUCUUAUCUGCUGGGUGGCUCCGCUCCCCCGACUCCGUUUGGAGGUUCUCCUCCGGACUCAGCAUCAACGUCCGCCUCUUUCCGACCCUCACCGCCUGGCCUUUCUCGAUCACGCUCUCCGUCUCCACAGUUUGCCCACAACCUCCCGCCUCCAGGUCUUGAGACACAGUUACCGUCAUACUCCUCGACUGUGUUGGGUCUACCGCCUCCAUUCACGUUACAGCCACAACCACAGUGGGCUUCACACCGACCCCCAUCUCGGCCAGACACAUCAUCUUCCUGGUCCCAGACUCGUGUUUUGCCUUUGGCUAGUCUGCAACCCACACAUGACGAUGAUGACAACACUCCCCGUCUCGAAGCAGCUCGGCCACCAACUGCAUCGAGUUCUCGAGUGGGUCGAUAUGACCCCGUUCGCGGUGGCUUUGUUCCCACAGGGACCCCCUCCCCCCCUGCCUAG